Messenger RNA from Halteromyces radiatus, 2063 nucleotides. RefSeq lists its product as uncharacterized. Gene Ontology annotation, biological process: malate metabolic process; pyruvate metabolic process. Gene Ontology annotation, cellular component: mitochondrion. The transcript has 7 exons. The record is from RefSeq and is a predicted model, not a curated record. Gene Ontology annotation, molecular function: NAD binding; malate dehydrogenase (decarboxylating) (NAD+) activity. The coding region runs from base 101 to 1930 and encodes 609 amino acids. Lineage: Eukaryota; Fungi; Mucoromycota; Mucoromycetes; Mucorales; Cunninghamellaceae.
UUUUUUUUUUUUUUUCUUUCUUACCACAACUUUCAUUUUCCUCUUCUUCCACCCCUCUCUUUCCUUUUCUUUUUCUCUAUUUAUUUAUUUAUUCAUUACCAUGCUUUUGUGUAGACGUACUUUUAAUAAACCAUUGACCUCUUGUGUAAGAUCUAUAGGUGUUCGUCAUUAUGGUGUUCCUCCUUCUACUUAUUCUGAUCCUCGUUUAGAUAAAACUGUUCAAGUCACUGGUUCCAAAGGUGUUUCUUUACUUCAUGAUCCUUUGUUAAGUAAAGGUACUGCGUUUAGUAUUGCUGAACGUGAACGACUUUCUAUCCGUGGUCUUGUUCCUCCUCGAUGUCAAGAAAUGGAUAAACAAUUAUUACGUGUGAAACGAAAUUUGGAUGAUUGCCGUACUCCUUUGGCCAAGUUUGUUUUUUUAUCUGCUCUUCAAGAUCGUAAUGAAACAUUGUUUUAUAAACUUUUGAUUAAUCAUUUAGAAGAAUUGGCUGGAAUCAUUUAUACUCCCACUGUUGGUUUGGCAUGCUUACGGUCACAUUCUAUUUAUCGAAGAUCUCGUGGUAUGUAUUUCUCUACUCAAGAUCGUGGUGCUAUGUCUGCUAUGGUAUAUAAUUGGCCUCAUGAUGAAGUUGACGUGAUUGUUGUUACUGAUGGUUCAAGAGUGCUUGGUUUGGGUGAUUUGGGAGCAAAUGGCAUGCAAAUCCCUAUUGGCAAACUCAGUUUGUAUGUUGCUGCUGGUGGUAUUCGUCCUAGAGCUGUCUUGCCUGUAGUUUUAGAUGUUGGUACCAAUAAUGAAAGUUUAUUGAAUGAUCCUUUGUAUCUUGGUAUGGGUCAUCCUCGUAUUGAAGGUGAAGAAUAUUAUAGUUUUGUGGAUGAAUGGGUUACUGCUGUCAAGAGUCGCUGGCCAAAUGCUUUGAUUCAAUUUGAAGAUUUCAAAUAUCCCCAUGCUUAUAAUCUAUUGAACAAAUAUCGCAACAAGGUGACAUGCUUCAAUGAUGAUAUUCAAUCAACUUCAUCUAUUACUUUGGCUGGUAUCCUCGCUGGAUUAAAAGCUCGUGGUCGUAAACAAGAAGAUUUACAUCAAGAACGUAUCAUUUGUGUUGGUGCUGGAUCUGCUGGUGUGGGUGUAUGUGAAGGAAUCAUUGAUUGUAUGGUAGCUCAAGGUCGCGUACGCAGUCGAGAUGAAGCUUAUAGUCGUAUUUGGAUGAUGGAUCAACAUGGUUUAUUAGGAAAUCCUGCUCUCUCUUCUGAAGGAGGUUCAGUAAGCAAGGGUGAACGGUCACAACUAGAUGAACGUCAACAAUGUUAUGUUAAGGCUGAUUUACCUGAUCGUUUAACUUUGGAAGAAGUGGUGGAACGUGUCAAACCAACUACUAUUUUAGGAUUAACUGGUAUUCGUGGUGUAUUUUCUGAAAAGGCGAUCCGUACCAUGGCAAAGUAUGAAGAAAAACCUAUUGUGUUCCCUCUCAGUAAUCCUGAUACUCAUGCAGAAUGUACUGCCGAAGAAGCCUUCACUUGGACGGAUGGUCGUGCUAUCUUUGCUUCUGGAAGUCCUUUUGCUGAUGUCACUUUACCCAAUGGUCGUGUUGGUCGUACUAAUCAAUGCAACAACUCUUAUAGUUUCCCUGGUCUUGGAUUGGGUAUCACAGUAUCAAGAGCUAAUCAAGUAACACCUACUAUGUUUUUGGAAACUGCUCGUGUGAUUGCUGAUAUGGCUACUCCUGCUCAAUUGAAACAAGGUACUUUAUUCCCUGGUGUGGCUAACCUUCGUGAUGUUGCUUUAGCUGUGGGUACUCGGGUAUGUGAAGUAGCAUAUGAAGAAGGUGUAGCAACUGCUAAACUUAAGGAAGGUGAAAUGCUCAGUGAAGUGGUCAAGAAUUCCAUGUUCCAACCUGAAUAUGUACCUUUGGUUCAUCAUACUCCUUAUUAGAUUAUUAUUUUAUUAUCAUCAUUUACUAUUUUAGAUAGAAACCCUUCUUUUUCAUUUUUUUUUAUUUUUUUUAUAUAUUAUUUUUAUUUUAUUUGUUUCAAUCAUUCAAUAAACUUUUAUCAUAAAUCAUCCA